Molecule: messenger RNA, 3646 nt
Organism: Catharus ustulatus (Swainson's thrush)
Lineage: Eukaryota; Metazoa; Chordata; Aves; Passeriformes; Turdidae
Gene: GREM2
Product: gremlin 2, DAN family BMP antagonist
Exons: 3
Coding region: 541-1320 (259 amino acids)
Biological process (GO): animal organ morphogenesis
Molecular function (GO): BMP binding; receptor ligand activity
Source: RefSeq, a predicted model, not a curated record
AAAACCCACAGGACCUAUUUAUCUGGUUCAACUGCAUAUAGUUUAAACAGAGGGUCAAACAAAAGGCUUGCCAUUUUGCCCAGAAGACAGGUCUAAGAUCUGCCUUAAGAUUACAGCACAUCUGCAGGAGGAAGAACACUUUUCCCCAGGUGCCUUAAGUCAUCCUGAGCAAAAGGAAUACCAACACCAAAGAUGCACCAAGGAAUGACAACCACAACCGCUGAGAGUGAAUAACCUGAGAUUCAGGACGAGGAGGCAUCCUGGUUCUAUUUUCUGUGCAUGCCAAGAUUUGACGUCUAGUUAACCCAGCUGGGGCUAGGAGCCCAAACAGCGCAAGAAAAGCAAACUCAACUCGGGCAAAGAAUGUUUUGUCCUACCUCAGAUUUAGCCCUCAGGUGAUCAAGCACUGCAUGCUUUUAAUUUUACUAGCUAGGGAUAUUUUUUUUUAACUGUCCAGAGAACAAACGUGUCUGAAUAUUGAGCAUGACACAAAAUGUCAUGAACGCUUAAAGUUGCGGGUCCUUCAGCUCACGGACGAAGAUGCGAAGGGAAGGAGGCUGUUUAGUCGGACCCGUGUGGCUGCGCCGAGCCAGUGCCGCGCUCCCCGCAGCCGUCGGGACCGGCACAGCCGCCUCGCUCUCUCCGCGCACCGCUGGCCCCACCGAGCGCCUAUGGGCAUCUGCAGCCGGCCGGGGCUUCGCACCACCGGCACCAGCGGCAGAGGGCGGCGACCGCCACCGCGCUUCAUCGCCCCUUGGGAUCUAUAGCCGGCGGACGGAGCGCGCUGCGGACCCUUCCCCGCCUCCGUGCAGGAUGGUUUGGAAAUUUGCCUUGUCCGUUUUUCUGAUGGCAGCGCUGGUUCGAGUAACGGACGCCAGGAAAAACCGCCCUGCAGGUGCCAUUCCCUCCCCGUACAAAGGCAGCAGCAGCAACCACUCGGAGCGGAGGCAGCAGCUCAACAAGGAGGUGUUGGCCUCCAGCCAGGAGGCCCUCGUGGUCACCGAGAGGAAGUACCUCAAGAGCGACUGGUGCAAGACGCAGCCGCUGCGGCAGACUGUCAGCGAGGAGGGCUGCAUCAGCCGCACCAUCAUCAACCGCUUCUGCUACGGGCAGUGCAACUCCUUCUACAUCCCGCGGCACGUCAAGAAGGAGGAGGAGUCCUUCCAGUCCUGUGCUUUCUGCAAGCCACACAAGGUCACCUCUUCGACGGUGCAGCUGGAGUGCCCCGAGCUGGACCCGCCAUUCCGACUCAAGAAAAUUCAGAAGGUCAAGCAGUGCCGGUGCAUGUCUGUGAAUCUGAACAGUUCAGGCAAACUGUGAGAACAGGCAUGUAGCUGCUGCUUGGUGUUGCCUCCAUCGGCUUUACUACAUCGGCUGCCUCUCCUCUCCCACUGAGCAGACUGUCCAUUUUGUUGGUUUGUUUCUUCUUUUCAUUUUUUUUUUUUUGGUGUUUUGUUUUCUUUCAGGAGGCAUCUCUCCAGCAAGGAAAGACUCCUUGUCACUCGCCUACUGGAAUAAUGCUUUUUAACCGGCUGUGUUAGGCACUUCACCACAAAGUUUCAUUAUAUUUUAAAUAUCAUCUGGCAGUUGAAUCUUCUGGAGUGGAGCAGACUCACAGAAGUUGGGAUUGAUCAUCUAAGUGACCAGUUGGCUGAAUCCAGCAUUAAAUGUUUCCACUGUGUGGAGUAAAGCCCUCUGCCUUACACUCCAGUUACCUCCACAAGUUGAGAACGCCUUCCCCAUGCUUUGGUCUGGAGCUUGCUUCUCUCACUUGGAAAUGCUGGGGUGCUGCCCAGGACUGGGGGACACAGAUGAGGGAGUAAUGUGUGAAAAGCAAGUGAGACUUUCUGAUGAGGCUCCUCUCCUUAAGACGGCUUCAAUUGUGCAAUGACAAAUGGCUCUGGGUUUGUUGUCUGAACAGCAGAUCAGAAGCAAGGGGAAGAGGGUGAGGCGCUGGGUGAGCCACGAUGACCACAGAGCAGACUGAGGGUGGGUUCUGAUGCUGUUGUGGUUAGAGUAUAUUGAACACAUGGCCUCUGCAGCAGUGUUUAUUUUGUAACCUAGCUAUAGUAAACAGCUGUUUAAAGUAUUAUAGGCCUAGCCAUGUAUAUUUUUCUUGUGGCAGAGUAUGCCAGCGAUUAAAAUAUGUUAAGAGUCUCGGUUGCUAGGUCGGCUGCCUGGCUUAAAAUGGACAUGGUUUUAUUAUGCUUUUGGUAGGUUCCUGUGUGCUAGAUACAUGUGUGUGUUUCUUACUCCAAAAAGGACAACAUCCAUUUAUGACCUUAUAUUUAUGCCUGCUCAAACCAGGGGAGGUGGAAGGGUCGUGGGAGCGAUCACUUAGGGGAGUGAUGUGUCUCCAAAGGUAUAAAAGCACUGUCGCGCAAAGGACAAAGUUUGGUCAUUGCUGGACUGAAUACAAAAGCUACAUAAGUGUCAUCAAGUUUUGGGAGUGGUGUCUCUCCCAUGAUUGUAAACCAUGUUAAAUGUGUUAGUGUUAAAGGACAAACGCCUCAGUCAGUGCUGCUGGAAUAGGUCACUGGAAUGGGAGAGAGUGAGUUGUAAUUGCUACGCUAUUGGUGGUCUGCUCAGUUUUUGAGACCUGCGCAAUAAGUGUUGGUGAACACUUGCAAUUCAUUUUAAAUCAUACUAUGUUGUUAUUCAGUUGAUGGAGUUUAACAUGUCCUGUAUACCCCAUUUGUUACAGUUCUGAUCUGUAUUAGUCCCAGCUGCAUUAAAAUCCUGUCUCAAACCAGCCCCUUCCCCCAAACCAAAGCCAGCGCGCACGCAGUUGUCUGAAGCUUACAAAUUAAAAAUGACACGCUGGCUCCCUGAGCAUGUCUCACAGUUCCGCAUCUGCAGCCUGCUGCUGGAGCCCCUCCCCACCAGGCUCUUUGCAUGCAGCCACUUCAAGGGGUUAAUGUGUUCAGCACUGUCGCCAGCCGGGGCUCCAGAGCCACAGGUCUCCAUUAUGUGACACAGGGCUCCCUAAGAGGCUUUCAGGACUGAUCUCCACAAGAGCUCCAAGCGGUUUACAGGGACUGCGUGGGCAGGGUGAGGUUGGUCGGGUCUGGCAGUCCUGUUAGAUGAACAGACGGCACUUUUCUGCUGUAACCUUCCAGCGUCAGAAAUGCACAGGGAGACUCCUUGCCAGGGAGUGCUUUAGGGGCUAUUGCUGCUGCCCUGCCACAUCAUGCCAGCCCUAGGAUGGGCACAAUUCAGACUAGCCUUGAGAGUGUGGGUGGGGUGCAGAGGGGGAAGGUGGCAAUAUAGACUGCUGAGACUCUGUGAAUGUCAAUCUUCACUUGAAAGGAAUGAACUGAAAGUCAGACAUCUUGGACCGGAGAGAGAAAAGCACCCUAGUAAAAUCACUUAAGAAAAACAUGCAAGAAUCUUUACCUUUAAGCUAUGCCCUGCCUGGGUUUAUCACCAGUUUGCAAUAUGAAUAUGCUGCAGCUUAAAGCUCCUUCUAGGGGCUGUGUUUAUGUAAAAACUGAGUUGAGCUUAUAAUGGUUAAAACUGUAUUUAAUUCUUGUUUUAUAAAUGAAAACAAAAAAUUAAGAAAUGCUUUAAGUAUAAUGUAAUUAUUUUAUAGGUCAACUAUUAAAUUAUAGAUUAAAUAAUAAAGCUGCUCUAGGGUUAUAUGGCA